Molecule: messenger RNA, 4598 nt
Organism: Drosophila montana
Lineage: Eukaryota; Metazoa; Arthropoda; Insecta; Diptera; Drosophilidae
Gene: dome
Product: domeless
Exons: 4
Coding region: 365-4231 (1288 amino acids)
Molecular function (GO): protein binding
Source: RefSeq, a predicted model, not a curated record
AACGACAAGCAAAAGGCAACGCAUAAGGCAACGUAAACGGUUGAGUUAGUGAGAUCUUGCAUGCUAUUUAUUAAAGCGCAACAGUAAACAACAAAAAAAUAAAAAUAAAAACAAAAUACGUAGAUUAUAAUUAUUCAAAAAGUAAAGCAUAAAAAAAGUAAAAGUUACGUUACAAAGUCAAUUUAGGCACAGAAGAUACCACAACAGUAUUUGUACGAGCAUACGAAUCAAAAUGCCAUAAAAAUCAGUUCUUGGAAUUUUUGGUAACAUAUAUAAACGGUUUCUGAGAAUUACCAAUACCAGUGCCAACAAGUGCCUCGUUCCCGUGUGUGCCCCACAGGUAUUUGUCUAUCGGAUAGCAAAGAUGCAAAUAAAUAAACACAAGCGAACAAUGCAACAAAUAAGCUGCAAUCAAUUAACACUGGCACUUGCUCUGCUCUUUGGCCUGCACAUCUUGGGCUCAAACGGACAGCAUCCGUCACCCGGCUGGGUGGUGCCCGAGAAGGCAGAAGUGCCCGUUGGCAGCGAUCUGAACAUCAGCUGCACCAUAAACCAGGCAUUCUUCGACUCCUCGAAGACCAACGAGAGCUGCAACGUAUCCGAUCUGUAUUUCAAGGCGAACAUAAAUGGUCGUCGAGAGUAUUUCAAUGGCACCGAUCUGCAAUUGGUCAACGAUACCACAAUUCUGAUGUCGUUUACGAACAUGUCCGAUCAGGAGGGCGAAUAUCUGUGCAUGUGCAAGGAAAUGGGCAUGUUCUCGUCCCAGGUGGAUGUCGGCACCAAACCGUUGCCCGUCGACAAUUUCGAUUGCACCAGCUACGAUUGGGAGUAUAUGUUCUGUAAUUUCACGGCGCCACGGAAUAGCAUCAAUACCAAAUACAAUAUCAGCUUUACCACGGAGAAGAAUACCAAUUAUCGUUACUAUGUCGAUUGCAAUUUUGAUGCAUCGCCGCAGGUCAAUUGCAACAUAACCAGCGAGCAGUAUAAAAAGUUUCCCGAAUGGUAUUAUUUUCGUCUGGAUAUUGCCAACAGUUUGGGCAACGAUAGCCAAGAUAUUAAGGUGGAUAAUGUGGAGCGCAUGAUCCUGGCACGACCCGGACAGAAUUUGAAAGUUCUGAAUCGCACCAAAGACUCGAUUUGCUUAUCGUGGGAAAUGCCGCGACGCAGCAAUUUUAUUGGCGGCGUCUUGUGGCAGGUGCAUGUGACGCCCGAGAAUUUUCCAUUAUUAAAACGGCCCAUGUGGCGCAACAGCUCCUCGGCGGCCAAGGAUACGCUCUGUCUGACUGAACUGCCCUAUCCGGGCUACAAUUAUCUGCUCGAGCUGCGCGUGCGCAACAACAAGACCAAAUCCCGCUGGAGCCAGCCGCUCAGCUAUCCAUUUCGCACGGUCGCCGAGCGGCCAGCACGACCGCCUCGCAUGACCAACGGCAGCUUCUACGUCUACUCAACGGGCGAAUCGCUGACCCUCUACUGGGAGCAGCUGGCGAAGCACGAGCUGAAUGGCGACAAUUUUACCUAUAUCGUCAGCGAGUAUCGCUGCAACAAUACAAUCACCGACACCUCGAGGAUCAAGGUGGACACGAACUCGGCGACAAUUGAGAACUAUACACAGGAUGCAUACCACGAGAUCUACAUACGCAGCAGCAACAAUGUGAACACGUCCGUGGAGGCGAGUCGCCUCUUCAUACCCAUGAUCAGCAGCGAGGAUACCAGCCUGCGCGUCCCGAUGAAAAUCCAGCGUGUCUAUCACUCGAGCAACUCGAGCUAUACGCUCGGCUGGAAGGCGCCCAGGAACAGCUCUCAACUGGUCGACUAUACGGUCUUCUGGUGCCAUGCGAAGCCGGCGCUGCUCUCCAAGUGCAAUGGCUCCAUACACUUCGAGCAUGUGGCUCCGGAUCGGCUGGAGUAUAGCACGGCGAGCGGUCAGUCGCCAUCAUUGAAUAUGGCCGUCUCGGCUAACUAUUUGGGCCGCAAUACGGGCAUGCAUUGGGUGACCUGUACGGGCGAUGGCAAUGAUGAUCUGGCCAAAAUGGAUCCGGCCAUUGACGAUGCGAGCAACACAUCGCUCACCGUCAAAUGGGGCACCGAGGGCGUCUGUGCGGCCAUCCUGAGCGGCUACAAUCUGACCUAUUGCCAGCGUUCCGAGGGCAAAGCGGACAACUGCACCACCAAGGAGCUGACCAAGGAUGUCACCGUCUAUACCAUCAACAACCUGGAGCCGUUCACCUACUAUGGCAUCAAGAUGUCCAUGUAUUCCCUGAAACGUGCCAGCAAAUACAGCGACGAGCUCAUCUGGCGCACCAACGAGGGCGCUCCAACACCGCCCCGGGAGCUCGUCCAGCUGAACGUGAGCAGCUCGAGUGUGCUGCUCGCCUGGAAGCCGCCGUUGAAGGCGAACGGACUGUUGCGCGAGUAUCGCGGCACCGUUUCCCAUAAUAAUGAGACGCUUCAUUUUUAUUUGCGCGCCUUCACCGAUGAGCUGGUGGACACCGAGAAGCACAUCUACUUCGAACUAAACAAUUUAACAGCCUACACUCAGUACGAGAUUGUGCUGCAAGCACGGACCGUACUCUAUUCGGAGCCGAGCAAUGUCAUAAGCUUUCGCACCGCCGUCGGAGUGCCCUCGCAGCCCAUGCUGAUACACGUGGAGAAUACCCAGCUGAGCACCACGCUGGAGUGGACGGCACCGCAGCGUCCGGCUGGACGUCUUGAGUUCUACGAGGUGGUCAUCAUAGAGCGGAAUGCCAAUAACACGGUAAUUGGCCAACCCUUGAGCUAUGUGAGCGCGCGCCCGAAUUUGACCUGUGUCAUGGCGACGCCCGUGUGUACGCCGCUGCACCGUUUCCAUUACCAGGUGCGCGCUGUAAAUGCGGAGCCGCUGCAUCCACAACUGGUAGCGGAAAAUACGAUUUGGCGCUUGGCGCAGACGCAAAAGUGCGUGGCCCAGCCGCCGCUGACCGAUGGCGAGUGGAGCGCGAUACAGACGUACAAUAAUUCGAGCCUGUAUCGAUUGUACAAGUCGAGCUGGGCCAAGCACGAGGUGAGCUGCUCGCCGGAUCCGAGCAAUACCAAGCUGCUCGUCAGCUCCAUGGAGGUGAUUGUCGCAUUGAUUGUGCUGGGCGUUGUCUGCCAUACGGGCUAUCGCAAGUAUCAGAAGAUGGCGGACAUUGAUCUGGUGCUGCCGCCGGGCAUUGUUGAGACCCUCAAGAAGCCCAUCGAGAUCGGGGUGAUGAGCGGCAAUGGCGGCGGCGGCGGCAACGCUGGCAACGCUGGCAGCGGCGGCAUCGGCAUCGGCAUUGGCGGCGGCAUUGGCGGCAUCGUUUGCACACGGAUCGAUCCGAUACCGGACUAUAAUAUAUAUUCGCCGCACGAUAUGCCGCACGACUUUGGCAGCGGCAAUGAGAGCUCCAAGCUGCUGCUGGCCAACAAUUCGAGCAGCGGCUGUUGCAAUGAGCGCGACAACUAUGAGGAGCCGACGGCCAGGCGGCCACCAGCCAGCUACAUGUCCAUGAGCCAGGGCCUGCUGCUCGACGAUGACGGCCAGGCGGGCGCCACGGAAAUGCAGACCAGCAACAGCAAUGCCACGCCCAGUCAUGGCAAUGCCAGCGGCUACAUAAAGCCAACCAAAAUGAUGAACUGGCCAACGCCCAGCAGCAUGGCCAACACAUUGCCCAGCGGCAAUGCACAGACGCUGUCGACCACGCAGCCGAUGCUCGUGACAAUGCCAUUGAGCGGCUAUGUGCCCGUUCAGGUGCUGCAGGCGCGACAGACACCGGCGCCGCCGGUUGCAGCGCCGGUUCACUUGCUCAACACCAGUAACUAUGUCCAGGCAGCCGAUCUGCACAAGCUCAAGCCGCCGACAGCGACAACUGGACCAUCACCAGCAGCAGCAGCACCAAUUGGAGUCGCAACAGUUGUCUCAGCAUCAGCAGCAGCAACUGGAGCAGCAACAACAACAACAACAGCUCUGUCGUCGCCAUCGUCGCCACGGUCGCCAUCGUUGCCGCCGGCGCCCGCCGCAACAACGCUGAUGCCCACCGGCUUUGGCUAUACGGCCAUGGAGCAGCUGCAGCGCAACGGCCUGAUGAAACCAACCGGAGCAGCGCUGCAGCAGAGCGCGGCGACGGCACAGAAUGCUCAACAGACGACGCAGAGAUUGCAGCCAAAUAUUGGCGGAUAUGUGACGCCGCAGGAUCUGAACGCAUUGGCGCACAAUCGUCAUAUGCUCUAAGCUGGACCAGGAUCAGCAAGCAGAGACGAACGGAGAGCGAGAGAUUUUUUUCGGGGGGAUUUUUUUUGCUGCGUUGGUGGCGAAUGAAACAUUCGUUUGUGGCCAGUGCAGCCAGCUAGCAGCUACUAUUGCCUUCCACACACACACACACACACACCUGGAGAGAGAGAGCGCGAAGGAGAGAGAGAGAGAGAGAGAGAGAGAGAGAGGGAGGAAGGGAAACACUCCAUGACAAUUGCACCGACAAAUCAGCACAUUUUGCACAACUGCACAACCUUUUGGUACUUACACACGCACACCCAGCUACACACACACACACACACACACACACACUCACACAGCCCGGCCACUUGUAUUUAAAAAAAAA